Messenger RNA from Neoarius graeffei (lesser salmon catfish), 1184 nucleotides. It is a transcript of the gene clic3, whose product is annotated as chloride intracellular channel 3. The transcript has 6 exons. The record is from RefSeq and is a predicted model, not a curated record. Lineage: Eukaryota; Metazoa; Chordata; Actinopteri; Siluriformes; Ariidae. The coding region runs from base 360 to 1079 and encodes 239 amino acids.
GACAGGUUGGACAGGUCAGUCCAGUGGGCAGGUAUUCUGAAUGCUCAUCGGGUGUGGUGAGAGACAGGCAGCGAAGAGACUCAGAUUGAAACUGGUAGUAUAGAGAACAUAAAAGAGCAAAGUAUACUGAGUAUUGAUUGAGGGGGGAAAAAGUGUAUUUUACAUGUUGAAUUAAAAGUGCUGCUCAGGUUUAAAAAAAAAAAAUCAAUCCUAAAGGACUACUCUUUGACUAGGAUAUUUGGACUUAAGUGGAUGAUUGGGCUUACAUGGACACAGUGAUGUAAACAUUGCUCCUAGGUUGGCUAGUGAAGGUUUGACAGCUGAAAGACCAUAGGAGGUGAGGACGCAGAACCAGAGACAUGGCAGACGCACCAAAGAUUGAGCUCUUCAUCAAGGCAAGUGAUGAUGGUGAAGGAGUUGGCAACUGUCCAUUCUGCCAGCGGCUCUUCAUGAUUCUCUGGCUCAAGGGGGUUAAUUUUACCCUCACCACAGUGGACAUGAAAAGAGCUCCAGAGGUCCUGAAGGACCUUGCUCCUGGCUCUCAGCCCCCAUUCCUCCUUUAUAAUGGAGAGGUACGCACUGACACUAACAAGAUUGAAGAGUUUCUGGAAGAGACUUUGGCACCCCCACAAUAUCCCAAACUAUGCUGUCGCUACAAGGAGUCUAAUAGUGCUGGUGAUGAUAUCUUCCACAAGUACUCUGCUUACAUCAAAAACCCCAACCCUGGACUUAAUGAUAUGCUGGAAAAGAAGUUUCUGAAGAGCCUGAUGAAGCUGGAUCAGUAUUUGCUUACCCCUCUUCCAUACGAGUUGGAUAAGAACCCGAAUUUGACUCAGUCUACCCGAAACUACCUGGAUGGAGACUCACUCACUCUCGCUGACUGCAACCUUCUCCCCAAGCUACAUAUUGUCAAGGUUGUGUGUCGAAAAUAUCGUGAGUUUGAGAUCCCUGCAGCUCUCACCGGUCUGACUAAGUACCUGGAGAAAGCCUACCAGCAGGACGAGUUCCGCUACACGUGCCCCAAUGACGCAGAGAUCCUGCUCGCCUACCACUCAGUGGCCAAAUAUCUCAACAAGUAGAUCGAGUAGAGCAGGGGCUGGGUGGGGCUUGCAAAUGGAGUGGCUUUGGGCAAGUCUGAAUAAUAUGUCUCGGAAAUAAAAUUCUAUGUUAGAGGUUUCAAAUGA